UGGAGCGUCAGUAGUCGGCACACAGUGACCCAGGAUACACCCGGUCCCAUUGAACGGGUCAUUUCGACCUGUCACCGUGAUCAGGUUUGACUUUGCUACAGUGUUAAUGCACCCUGUACACCAAACAGCAACCCAAACCCGAGGUUGACAGAGAGAAGAUCCAACAGUUCAAGACAGAGGAAAGUCUUCUUUGACAUCUGAAGAGCCACAUAAUGGAAGUGAAAUAGCUAGCCCACACAGGCCUCUGGAUACCAGUCAGCCACACUUGAGGGGGCUCCACUGUUUGUCUUAUUGAGGCAACCUGUUACUCGAGGAAAAGCAGGCUGCACCGCGUCUGUAGAGAAGGCGAAAUAUUACAACAAACUAAAGGGUGUUUUGUGGAACUAAGAGCGACACACAAAGGCAGCUUCGUGUUACCUGACAGAAAGUCAGGAAUCAUGACAGCGCUUGCAGGAGGUUUACCGAGAAUGAUGAGACCGACUCCUCACCAGAACUUCCCGCGGGGAGGAUACUCUCUGGAAGUGUCCACUCCGUUAGGCCAGGGUCGGGUAAACCAGCUCGGUGGUGUCUUCAUAAACGGCAGACCUCUCCCCAACCACAUCCGCCAUAAAAUCGUGGAGAUGGCCCACCACGGCGUCCGGCCGUGUGUCAUCUCCCGUCAGCUGCGCGUGUCCCACGGCUGCGUCUCCAAAAUCCUGUGCCGGUACCAGGAGACAGGCUCCAUCAGGCCGGGAGCUAUCGGAGGCAGCAAGCCAAAGCAAAUCGCUUCUCCAGAGGUGGACAAGAAAAUUGAAGAGUACAAGAGAGAAAACCCAGGCAUGUUCAGCUGGGAAAUUAGAGACAAACUUCUGAAGGAUGGGGUCUGCGACAGAAACAACGUUCCAUCAGUGAGCGCCAUCAGUCGCAUCAUGCGGUCUAAAUUCGGUGGAGGCGGUGAUGAUGAUGAGGAGGAUGAUGAAGUAGUGAAGAGAGAGAUGGAGGAAAGCGAACCACGGACAAAACACAGCAUCGAUGGCAUUCUGGGAGACAGAUCCAGUCACUCGGACGAGGGUUCGGACGUGGACUCUGAGCCAGGCCUGCCUCUGAAGAGGAAGCAGCGUCGCAGCCGCACCACCUUCACAGCUGAGCAGCUGGAGGAGCUGGAGAGGGCUUUCGAACGCACCCACUACCCCGACAUAUACACACGAGAGGAGCUGGCUCAGCGGGCCAAACUGACAGAAGCUCGAGUUCAGGUGUGGUUCAGCAACAGAAGAGCUCGGUGGAGGAAGCAAGCAGGAGCCAAUCAACUCAUGGCCUUUAACCACCUUAUCCCCGGUGGUUUCCCUCCGUCAGCUAUGUCGGGUCUGCAGCACUAUCAGCUUUCCGACAGCCCCUACACUCCCACUUCUAUAUCUCAAGCGUCCGAGCAGCCCAGUACAGUCCACAGACCGCAGCCUCUGCCCCCCACCUCCGUGCAUCAGAAUGGGCUUGGUUCCUCGGCCGGCACCCAGGAUGGAAGCUCUGCUUACUGCCUGUCCUCUGGACGUCACGGCUUCUCAGGAUACUCAGACAGCUUUGUGAGCCCAUCAGGACACACCAACACUGUCAACACCGCCAUCGGAAACAGCCUAUCACCACAGGUGAUGGGGCUAUUGAACCCAGGUGGAGUGCCACAUCAGUCCCAGAGUGACUUUGCACUCUCCCCGCUGACCGGAGGCCUUGAGCCUAACGGUGGCAUGGCUGCCAGCUGUCAUGGCUCCCAACGCUUGGAAGCUCUACCAGGCCUGACCAGUAUGCCCACCCUGCCCAGCACCCAGUCUUACUGCCCACCUUCCUACACCACCCAAGCCUACGCCAUGGACCACCACCCAUCCUACCAGUACGGACAGUACAGCCAGAGCAAGGUGCCUUUCAUUAUAUGAAGCCCCAAUCAUGGCCUGAACAGGAGGCUUCCCUGACAUUCAUCGCCAGAGAAUACCCCCACCCGCUGCCUUUUGCCAAACAGCCCCAGCCCCGAGGAUAGCGAGAAAGCAGUCGGGUGGGUAAAGGGAUUGAGAUGUUCUCGUCCAGCAAGGGAAGCAGAGAUGAAGGUGGUGGCGAUGGAGGGGGUUGACUGGAAUAAUUAGGACCAAAGGCGCAGCCUCUCCUGUUACCUGGCAAUCGCUUUACUUGUGUGUCACGCUCCAAGGACCAAGCACGGCUCGUUGUCCAUGCCUAAAUAAGAAGAGAAGGGGGGGGGGGGGGGAGGAAGGAAAGUAAAUACAUUCAAGAUUCUGUAUUUGAUUUUUGUAAUAAGUGCCAGAGAGGUGGACUUGGGAAGCCCCCUGUGCUCCUGGGGUCCAACUUGAUAGGUGGAGGGGCAUAUUCUUAUGGUUGUCAAAAGGCUGUUUGGUGAUAACAUGUUGUGCUCAGCCACAAUGUUCUUCUAAGGGUCUCUUCAUCACAGUGUCUUAGAAAAAAAUAUUUCCUGUACAUUGAGACAAUUCUUGUUUAAGACUUUUUUUAAACGACUACACUGGGGGAAAAAACAGCUGAAAGGCAUAAAUGGAGGCCCAAUGGAGUCAUAGUGAAACCACUGCAACCCAAAGAAAGUGCAAUACAUUCAUACCUCAUGUGAUGUAAAUUAACACGGAUCAAAUGUCCCUGAUAAUACCCUCAGAAAAUAUGCUCUCUUUUAAUGUCAUUCAUUUUGGGUUGUGUGCAUUGAUCAAUCAGGGGAAAUCAUCAAGUGAUGAAAAAUAGCAAACGUAGUCGUGAUGUCGUUAAGCCAAAAAAUUCUCUGCCAGUGAAUACAUUAUUCAGUUUGACAGUUAAUUUUUAAUUUUUAAUUUUGCAUGUUAAGUUAGUUUUCACCAGGAACUUGCAAACAUUAGUUCCAUUUCUUAUUUAUUUAGCUUUGUUCA
Molecule: messenger RNA, 2882 nt
Organism: Eleginops maclovinus (Patagonian blennie)
Lineage: Eukaryota; Metazoa; Chordata; Actinopteri; Perciformes; Eleginopidae
Gene: pax3a
Product: paired box 3a
Exons: 11
Coding region: 438-1901 (487 amino acids)
Biological process (GO): anatomical structure development; regulation of transcription by RNA polymerase II
Molecular function (GO): DNA-binding transcription factor activity, RNA polymerase II-specific; RNA polymerase II cis-regulatory region sequence-specific DNA binding
Source: RefSeq, a predicted model, not a curated record